Messenger RNA from Populus trichocarpa (black cottonwood), 2355 nucleotides. Its product is annotated as protein IQ-DOMAIN 13. The record is from RefSeq and is a predicted model, not a curated record. Gene Ontology annotation, molecular function: protein binding. The transcript has 6 exons. Bases 557 to 2149 code for a protein of 530 amino acids. Lineage: Eukaryota; Viridiplantae; Streptophyta; Magnoliopsida; Malpighiales; Salicaceae.
UGGGGAUUGUUGCUGUCCAAAAUAGUCUUCCCAUAUAAGUAAUGUUUGUUGAAGUUGCUGGCCACAUUGAGUGAGAAAGCGGCCAACUCUUACCCCUCUCCCUCUCUCUCUUUCAUAAUCAUGAUCAUCUAGCCAAAAAGAAAAAGAAUUAUAAAUCCAACAAAAGGUGAAAGGUGGUAAAGAAAAGUUGAAAAUUCUUACAAGCAAGCACCAAGAACCUGAUUCGAAGAAGCAAAAAAGAAAGAGAGAGAGACACUUAAGCAGAUACUAAAGAAAUAUAUGUUUAUAUUAUAUAUGUGAAAAGAUUUCUGUAGAAAAAAGCAGAAUCAAGAUGUUGUAUGAGGGUGGCUAGAAAAAGAGAUAGUCUUCUCUGGCUGCUGCUGCUGCUGCAUCUUUUCUACUCUUGUUUCUGAACAGCCUUUUUUUUGUUUUUCAAGGUCUUUGCAAAACUGGGUUUUCUUUAAUUAUAAGGUAAAGACAGAUUUAUUUGGACCUGCAGGCAGUUAAUUGUGACGAUUUAUUUCCCCGUCUAGGUGGAGACAGUAAUGCUAGGAACAUGGGAAAGAAAGGGAGUUGGUUUUCAGCAAUCAAGAGGGUCUUUUCACCCCACUCCAAGGACAAACUAGCUAGUGAAUCAGAUAAGAGAAGCACGAAAGAAAAGAAGAAGAAGGGUCUUGGAAAACUAAGACAUGGAGAGACCACUUCAUUCAUUCCCCUGUUUAGAGAACCAAGCAGUAUUGAGAAAAUUUUGGAUGAGGCUGAAAGAGAGAAUAAAUUAAUUUUCAGGCCUCCAACGCCUCCUGAGGAACUGACAACACCACCUUUUGUGCCUCCAAGAGCCGAUUCUCCGAGGGUUGCUUCUCAAAGAGUCACCUCUCCAAGAGCUGCUACUCCAAGAGCUGUUUCCCCUAGAGCGGCAUCUCCAAGGGUUGCUUCCCCUAGAGCAGCUUCUCCUAGGAAUGCUCAACGCCAUAAGGAGAUAUAUUACAGACCAGAACCAACUCUAAGAAACCAUCAUGCUUCGGCUACCAAGAUCCAAGCAGCCUAUAGAGGCUAUGUUGCAAGGAGGAGCUUCAGAGCACUGAAGGGUCUUGUGAGGCUUCAAGGAGUGAUAAGAGGACAGAAUGUGAAGCGGCAGACAAUGAAUGCGAUGAAACACAUGCAGCUCUUGGUGCGGGUCCAGUCUCAGAUUCAGUCUCGGAGGAUCCAGAUGUUAGAAAACCAAGCACGACGUCAAGCUCAAAACAGAAAUGAUAAAGAAGUGGAUAGUACCUUGGGCAAAUGGGGCCAGUUGUCUGAGGCAGGUAAUAACGAAGACUGGGAUGACAGCGUGCUGACAAAGGAGGAAAUUGACGCAAGGUUGCAGAAAAGGGUGGAGGCAGUCGUCAAGAGAGAAAGAGCCAUGGCUUAUGCAUAUUCCCACCAGCUGUGGAAAGCCACUCCAAAAUCUGCUCAGUCAGCUCUAAUGGAUAUCCGUUCCAAUGGGUUUCCAUGGUGGUGGAACUGGUUAGAGCGUCAGCUACCUCCAACUAAUCCUCCUGAAAGCCAAGCCUUGAGGAAUUUUCAACUUACACCACCAAGGCCACGUUCCGAUAUGAAGGCUAGCCCUAGGCCCCCAUCCAGGAGCCACAAGCAACAACAUUUUGGGUUUGAUAAUAUGGAUACUCCAACACCGAGAUCCUCAAAAUCAACUGCUUUUGUGCCAACGAGACAAGCGCGAACUCCUCUACAUAGAACACCACAAGCCAACAGCCCUAGCUUGUCAAAAUAUUCAAUGGCAAGAGCCAGUGCAGCAAAUUCUCCUUUUAACUUGCCAUUGAAGGAUGACGAUAGCCUCAUGAGCUGCCCACCAUUUUCAGUGCCAAACUACAUGAGCCCUACAGUUUCAGCCAAAGCCAAAGAAAGAGCUAAUAGCAAUCCCAAGGAGAGGUUUCCAGGGACCCCAACCAGUGAAAAGAGGAGACUGUCAUUCCCUCUUACACAGGGCAUUGGGUCUUUCAAGUGGAACAAAGGCUCCUUCACUAGCAAGGAUUCAAGUUCUCAAAGGGGUUUAGAUAGGCAUCAGUCACUUCAAUCCAUAGGAAACUUGAGUGUGGAUUCAACCGUCUCGAUGCCUGCCACGCGAAAGCCAUUUAACCGAUUCGUGUGAUCUUUUUUCCUAUAUUCUUAACAUCUUUUUUCUUCAUAUUUUUCUUGUUAUUUGAUUGUGUGUAUGGUGAUAUUGAGUUACAAAAUAGUGGUGUAAAAAUAAUGAAGAGACAAAUAGGAAAUGAUGGUGUGAAUGUAACAGGAUUUGCUUAAAGAACAACAUGUGACAGGUUUUGGAUUGCUUUAAAACAUUUUAUCUUCUCUCUA